Messenger RNA from Perognathus longimembris pacificus (Pacific pocket mouse), 2881 nucleotides. RefSeq names its product BEN domain containing 3 (gene Bend3). Gene Ontology annotation, cellular component: heterochromatin. Gene Ontology annotation, biological process: rDNA heterochromatin formation. The record is from RefSeq and is a predicted model, not a curated record. Gene Ontology annotation, molecular function: DNA binding. Lineage: Eukaryota; Metazoa; Chordata; Mammalia; Rodentia; Heteromyidae. The transcript is spliced from 4 exons. The coding region runs from base 312 to 2861 and encodes 849 amino acids.
CGGCGCGGUGGGGGCGGAGGGGUUGCGAUUCCACUGCCGCGGGGGCUCCUGUGUCCUUGUGCGGAAAUGACACACGGAGUCCCGUCACGUCACGCGAGAGCGCAGCGCACGGACACACACAAAGAGAGGGGAAAAUACACGCCGCCCGCCCGCCGCCCCCAGCAACUCCGCGGGCCGCCCCGGCCAGGUCCCCGGCGCGCGUGGCCCCCCACUCCCGGACCCGCGCCCCCACCCCGCCCGCACGUGGCGCCCCAACUCGGCGCCGACCCGCUCCGCAAAAGUACAGAACUCGUGUUCCAGUGGAACAGAAGAUGAACUCAACUGACUUCAGUGAAGAUGUAGACGAAGUUUUAAAAAAUAACAUUGUGAAGGUGGAGACAGAAGCUGAAGAUGCCGUGCUGGACUGCUCGCUGAACUCCAGGAUUUCUGAGAAAAACCCUCUGGACAGUGUCUUCAUCGCCCUCCACGACGUCAGCAAGAGACGGCAACUGGGCAGUGAUGGUCACUCAGACUCGGUGCCCAGCGUGAAGAGGCGGCGGCUCAUACCCGAGGCUCUCCUGGCGGGCAUGCAGACGCGCGAGAGCGGCUCGCCCUGCCAGGGCAACGGGGAGCCGGCGGCCCGGAGCCGGGGCGGCGCCUCGGCCUGGCCCGGUGGCGGCGGCGAGGAGGAGCCCGGCAGCGAUGCCACCGCCCCGUCCUACAAGAAGCCCCUCUACGGCAUCUCGCACAAGAUCAUGGAGAAGAAGAACCCGCCCGCGGCCGAGCUGCUCGGCACCUACGAGCUCCUGGAGAAGGCCACCGCGGGCAGCAGCCCGUCCCCGCUGCGGCUGCUGAGCGAGGCCCCCAGGCGGGACCCGGGCGGCGGGGGCGGCGGGGGGCCCGGGGCGGCGGCGGACGGCGAGCCCAACAUCUACUUCCUCAUCCAGAAGAUGUUCUACAUGCUCAACACGCUCACGUCCAACAUGUCGCAGCUGCACAGCAAGGUGGACCUGCUCUCCCUGGAGGUGAGCCGCAUCAAGAAGCAGGUGAGCCCCGCCGCCGAGCUGGUGGCCAAGUUCCAGCCGCCGCCCGAGUACCAGCUCACGGCCGCCGAGCUCAAGCAGAUCGUGGACCAGAGCCUGUCGGGGGGCGACCUGGCCUGCCGCCUGCUGGUGCAGCUCUUCCCCGAGCUCUUCAGCGACGUGGACUUCUCCCGGGGCUGCAGCGCCUGCGGCUUCGCCAGCAAGCGCAAGCUGGAGUCGCUGCACCUGCAGCUCAUCCGCAACUACGUGGAGGUGUACUACCCGUCGGUGAAGGACACGGCCGUGUGGCAGGCCGAGUGCCUGCCGCAGCUCAACGACUUCUUCAGCCGCUUCUGGGCCCAGCGGGAGAUGGAGGACAGCAAGCCCGGCGGCGGCGGCGGCGGCGGCCCGGUGCCCGGCUUCUUCGACGUGGAGCCCGGGGACGGCGGCCACUUCCUGGACGGCAAGGACCAGGAGGAGGCGCUGUCCCUGGACCGCAGCAGCACCAUCGCCUCGGACCACGUGGUGGACGCGCAGGACCUCACGGAGUUCCUGGACGAGGUGUCGUCGCCCGGCGAGUUCGCCGUGUUCCUCCUGCACCGGCUCUUCCCGGAGCUCUUCGACCACCGGCGGCUGGGCGAGCAGUUCAGCUGCUACGGCGAGGGCGGCAAGCAGGAGCUGGACCCGCAGCGCCUGCAGAUCAUCCGCAACUACACGGAGAUCUACUUCCCGGACAUGCAGGACGAGGAGGCCUGGCGCCAGCAGUGCGCGCAGCGCCUCAACGACGAGCUCGAGGGGCUGGGGCCCGAGGCGGGCAGCGAGGGCGACGCGGCCCGCGACGACGCCUACGACGCCUUCGGCCUGCCCGACAUCUCGGUGGUCAAGGUGGAGGACAGCUUCGAGGGCGAGCGGCCCGGCCGGCGCUCCAAGAAGAUCUGGCUGGUGCCCAUCGACUUCGACAAGCUGGACAUCCCGCAGCCGGACUUCGAGGUGCCGGGGGCCGACUGCCUGCUGAGCAAGGAGCAGCUGCGCGGCAUCUACGAGAGCAGCCUGUCCAUCGGCAACUUCGCCUCGCGCCUGCUGGUGCACCUCUUCCCCGAGCUCUUCACGCACGAGAACCUGCGCAAGCAGUACAACUGCAGCGGCUCGCUGGGCAAGAAGCAGCUGGACCCCGCGCGCAUCCGCCUCAUCCGCCACUACGUGCAGCUGCUCUACCCGCGCGCCAAGAACGACCGCGUGUGGACGCUGGAGUUCGUGGGCAAGCUGGACGAGCGCUGCCGCCGGCGCGACACGGAGCAGCGCCGCUCCUACCAGCAGCAGCGCAAGGUGCACGUGCCCGCGGGCGCCGAGGCCGCCGCCGCCGCCGCCGCCGCCGCCGCCACCGCCGACUACCCGGUCAAGCCCGAGAAGUUCCGCGAGGAGUUCGAGGGGCCCCCGCUGCCCCCCGAGAGGAGCAGCAAAGACUUCUGCAAGAUCCCCCUGGACGAGCUGGUGGUGCCCUCGCCCGACUUCCCCGUGCCUUCCCCCUACCUGCUCACCGACAAGGAGGUGCGCGAGAUCGUGCAGCAGAGCCUCUCCGUGGGCAACUUCGCCGCGCGCCUCCUGGUCCGCCUCUUCCCCGAACUCUUCACGGCCGAGAACCUGCGGCUGCAGUACAACCACUCCGGAGCCUGCAACAAGAAGCAGCUGGACCCCACGCGGCUCAGGCUCAUCCGCCACUACGUGGAGGCCGUCUACCCCGUGGAGAAGAUGGAGGAGGUGUGGCACUACGAGUGCAUCCCCAGCAUCGACGAGCGCUGCCGCCGCCCCAACCGCAAAAAGUGCGACAUCCUCAAGAAGGCCAAGAAAGUGGAGAAGUGACCGGCCCGGGCUGGGGGAGU